This is a messenger RNA of Chrysochloris asiatica (Cape golden mole), 621 nucleotides long. RefSeq names its product glycoprotein Ib (platelet), beta polypeptide (gene GP1BB). The coding region runs from base 1 to 621 and encodes 206 amino acids. The record is from RefSeq and is a predicted model, not a curated record. The transcript has 2 exons. Lineage: Eukaryota; Metazoa; Chordata; Mammalia; Afrosoricida; Chrysochloridae.
AUGGGCUCCGGACCGCUCGGGGCGCUGAGCCUGUUGAUCCUGUUGCUGGCAUCGUCGAGCUGGCUGGCCGUGGGUUGCCCAGCGCCAUGUCGCUGCGCAGGGACGCGUGUGGACUGCGGGUAUAGCGGGCUAACUUGGGCCUCACUGCCAGCCGCCUUCCCUCCUGGCACCACUGAACUGGUGUUAACAGGCAACAACCUCACGGCGAUGCCGCCGGGGCUGCUAGAUGUACUGCCCGCGCUGCGCACCGCGCACCUGGGAGCCAACCCCUGGCGCUGCGACUGCCGCCUGCUGCCGCUGCGCGCCUGGCUGGCGGGCCGACCCGAGCGCGCUCCCUACCGCGAUCUGCGCUGCGCCUCGCCCGCUUCGCUGCGUGGCCGCCUGCUACCCUACCUGGCUGAGGAGGAGCUGCGCGCCACCUGCACGCCCGGCACGCUCUGCUGGGGGGCGCUGGGGGCCCAACUGGUGCUGCUCUGUCUGGGGCUGCUGCACGUGCUGUUGCUGGUGCUGCUGCUGCGCCGCCUGCGGAGGUUGCGCGCCAGCGCCCGUGCCCGGGCUGAGGCCAACUUGUUGCUGAGUGCCCCACUGGUGGCGGAAGGGGUGGAAACAAGCGCAUCCUAA